UUUUGUACUAAUUUCGUUUAUCCAUCUGUUGAUGAUUAUCUCAAAUGUGGAUAGGUACGAAGAGGAUAUGUGGAUAGAGAUUGCAAAGUUUUUGGAUGGGAGAUCCUUAGUGAUACUUGCAAUGACUUGCAAAUGGUUUAAUCGCAUUAUGAUGGAGGAUAGUGUGUGGAAAUACGCAUGUUUACGAGAUCUUCAGGUUCCUGAUCCUGGAAAAGUCGCCUUCAAAUGGAUCAAACUUUAUGCCGCAGCUUUUGAUGGAAGUCACACAUAUAUGUUUCGUCAGCAGGAGAAGCAUAUUGAUUGGAUGCGAAUUGGAGCAUUCUUGUUUGAUUCAACUGCAGCUCUCCUGAGUGAGAGCUUAAUUGCACCCCUGAGAAUCCCCGACGAAGAGACAACUGACAGAACAUUGCAGCUACAAGGCUGCUGUUUGUUAAAGAAUAUCAAAGCUGGAAUCUGGAUUGCUGACUUACAGCUUGUCCGAUGUCCUGUUUGCGACCUCGAUUCCUGUGAUGGAACAAUGCAAACGUUGGAUGCAAGGCAUAUUGAACUCUUUCUGAAUGAGGGAUACAAUAAUGGGAGCUGGGACUAUGAUGUAUUAGGAUCCCAUAACAUCAGCAAGCAUGCUGAUGGUGCUUCUGGUGGCAUUUUCGAUAUUAAGCAUCUCAAGGAUCAAACAACCUCCGAUAUCUUCGAUCUCAAGUCGUGGGUGGGAAAGAAAAACGACUGGCAACCAAAAGCUGUGGUAACUCUCCAUGCAGUUGCAGUAAACACCAAUUUGCAAAACAAUGAAGGUAUACAGAUUAAGUACCAAGCUAUGAAGGCUGGAAAAGAAGGUGAAGUUGUUGCAAUUCGUAUAUCGCAGCAGCUGCUCUAGAUUUUCUUUUCCAAGUCUAGAAAUUAGAAUACGAAAUUUUGUUCGAUUUUGUGAUGUCUGUAGCUAAUUCUCUCAACAAAUAUAUUAGUCCCCGAGUCAGUUUCGAUUCACUUCAUUUAUGGCCAAGGUAAAAAAAAAUAAGUAAAAAAGCAAGCCCUGUAUUUUCAAUACUUGUAAGCUGUAAACAAUCAAAAACUCCGGCAAUUCUUUCAUUAUUCGUAUUUCCACUAGCAACAUCACUGUUAUUAUUCGAACGAGUCUGAUUGAAAUAUCAGCAAUGAGUUAGUUUAUUUUUUUUCUUUACCAUCACAUUCGAACAAGUAAAAUUUUCCGAUUUAUUUUCCCAGCCUCCUAUACGACCCCGUCUUUCGGUCAAGGUUACUGCUCAUCCAUUUUCAGACAAACCCUCUCGCAUUAUAAUAUCUCCAACUAGUAGUAUAUUAUUCUUGUUGAAUUCUCUGCAUUUGUUUUGUCCACCAAAGCAUCUCCGCAUCGAAAUUUGACUUUGCUAAGUCUAUAUA
This is a messenger RNA of Erythranthe guttata (spotted monkey flower), 1395 nucleotides long. RefSeq names its product putative F-box protein At3g61730. Gene Ontology annotation, molecular function: protein binding. Gene Ontology annotation, biological process: reproductive system development. The record is from RefSeq and is a predicted model, not a curated record. Lineage: Eukaryota; Viridiplantae; Streptophyta; Magnoliopsida; Lamiales; Phrymaceae. Gene Ontology annotation, cellular component: nucleus.